AUGAGUGUCCGCUCAGCGCUGGCCCUCCCGCGGAGGGCGAAUUUCUUCUACACGCCGUGCCGACGCUGGCCGUCGAGUACCCGCUCCUUUGCAACAACGCUCCGCCGCGAUGCGACGUGGGGCUUUAUUGGUCUGGGCCAGAUGGGCUACAACAUGGCCAAGAACUUGCGCGCCAAGAUCCCCGCAUCCGACACGUUGAUUGUGCGCGACGUCAACGAUGAGACGGCCGCGCGUUUUGCUGCCGAGGCCGAGGAGGCAGCGGGGGGUAGUGGGGAGGGCAAGGUCGAGAUCGCAGACAAUGCGCGCGAAGUGGCCGAGAAAUCAACAGUGAUGAUCACCAGUCUGCCCGAGUCUCAACAUGUCAUUGAUGUCUUUCACUCCAUCCUCAAACACGGUGACCUGCCGCCCCUCGAGGCGGAGCGUCUCUUCAUCGAUACCUCGACCAUUGACCCCGUAACGUCCAAGGACAUUGCCAAUGCCAUCCAUACGACGCAGCAGGGCCGAUUCGUCGACGCCCCCACCGGCCAGCUGAUCGAGCGCGUGCGCGGUGUGCUCGCCCUGAUGGGCAAGAAGGCCUGGCACCUCGGCGACCCCGGCUCGGGCGUGUCGGGCAAGCUCGCCAACAACUACAUCCUGGCCAUCAACAACAUCGCCACUGCUGAGGCCAUGAAUCUUGGCGUGCGAUGGGGGCUGGAUCCCAAGUCUCUGGCUGAGAUGAUCAACUCGUCCACGGGCCGCUGCUGGCCCUCUGAAGUGAACAAUCCCGUCCCCGGCGUGGUGGACACGGCUCCGGCCUCGCGGGGGUACGAGGGCGGGUUCGGGGUGAGCCUGAUGCACAAGGACUUGCGACUCGCUCUCGUGGCGGCGGAGAAGUCGGGCACCCCUCUCACAUUGGGCGACCAGGCGCGCGAUGUCUACAAGGCAGUUGAGGAGGCACAUCGGGGCAAAGACUUCUCGGUGGUGUACAAGUGGCUGCAGGACAAGUCGGAGUAG
This is a messenger RNA of Penicillium riverlandense, 993 nucleotides long. RefSeq lists its product as uncharacterized. Gene Ontology annotation, cellular component: mitochondrion. Gene Ontology annotation, molecular function: NADP binding; 3-hydroxyisobutyrate dehydrogenase activity; NAD binding. The transcript has 4 exons. NCBI's taxonomy places the organism in Eukaryota, Fungi, Ascomycota, Eurotiomycetes, Eurotiales, Aspergillaceae. Gene Ontology annotation, biological process: L-valine catabolic process. The record is from RefSeq and is a predicted model, not a curated record. Bases 1 to 993 code for a protein of 330 amino acids.